This is a messenger RNA of Peromyscus leucopus (white-footed mouse), 3764 nucleotides long. It is a transcript of the gene Msh3, whose product is annotated as mutS homolog 3. Bases 62 to 1870 code for a protein of 602 amino acids. The transcript has 15 exons. Gene Ontology annotation, cellular component: nucleus. NCBI's taxonomy places the organism in Eukaryota, Metazoa, Chordata, Mammalia, Rodentia, Cricetidae. Gene Ontology annotation, molecular function: ATP-dependent DNA damage sensor activity; mismatched DNA binding; ATP binding. The record is from RefSeq and is a predicted model, not a curated record. Gene Ontology annotation, biological process: mismatch repair; somatic recombination of immunoglobulin gene segments; mitotic recombination.
UUCUUUGAAAUUUCAAUUUUUUCUUUUCAGUUCGCGGGAUGACAGAAUUCGAGUAGAAAGGAUGGAUAACACUUAUUUUGAAUACAGCCACGCUUUCCAGGCAGUUACCGAGUUUUAUGCCAAAGAGGUGGCUGACAGCAGGGGCUCUCAGAGUUUCUCUGGUGUCAUUAACUUGGAGAAGCCUGUAAUCUGCUCCUUGGCUGCCAUAAUAAGAUAUCUCAAGGAAUUUAACCUGGAAAAGAUGCUGUCCAAACCAGAGCAUUUUAAACAGCUGUCAAGUGGAAUGGAAUUCAUGAGAAUUAACGGAACAACGUUGAGGAAUCUGGAAAUCCUGCAGAAUCAGACUGAUAUGAAGACCAGAGGAAGUCUGCUCUGGGUUUUAGACCACACUAAGACCUCAUUUGGGAGGAGGCAGUUAAAGAAGUGGGUGACCCGGCCACUGCUUAAAUUAAGGGACAUAAAUGGCCGACUUGAUGCCAUAGCUGAUGUUCUCCACUCAGAGUCCAGUGUGUUUGAGCAGAUAGAAAACCAUCUGCGGAAAUUACCCGACGUCGAAAGAGGACUCGGUAGCAUCUAUCACAAGAAAUGCUCUACGCAAGAGUUCUUCUUGAUUGUCAAAAGCCUGAGUCACCUGAAGUCAGAGCUUCAAGCAUUAAUGCCUGCUGUUAAUUCCCACGUACAGUCAGACUUACUCCGAACACUCAUCUUAGAAAUUCCUGAGCUCCUCAGUCCAGUGGAACAUUACUUAAAGAUACUGAAUGAACAAGCUGCCAAAGUUGGCGAUAAAACUGAAUUAUUCAAAGACCUGUCUGGCUUCCCUUUAAUAAAAAAGAGGAAAGAUGAAAUUCAAGAAGUUACUCAGAGUAUCCAAAUGCAUUUACAAGAAUUACGAAAAAUACUAAAACUUCCUUCUUUACAAUAUGUGACUGUAUCAGGACAAGAGUUUAUGAUUGAAAUGAAGAACUCGGCUGUAUCUUGCAUCCCAGCUGACUGGGUGAAGGUUGGAAGCACAAAAGCUGUGAGCCGUUUCCACCCUCCUUUUAUUGUAGAAAACUACAGACGUCUGAACCAGCUCCGGGAGCAGCUAGUCCUUGACUGCGGUGCUGAGUGGCUUGAUUUUCUAGAGAAUUUUGGUGAACAUUACCACACUUUGUGUAAGGCCGUGAAUUACCUAGCAACUGUUGACUGCAUUUUCUCUCUGGCCAAGGUCGCUAAGCAAGGAAAUUACUGCAGGCCAACUCUACAAGAGGAAAAGAAAAUCAUCAUUAAAAAUGGAAGGCAUCCCAUGAUUGAUGUGUUGCUGGGCGAGCAGGAUCAGUUUGUGCCCAACAGUACAAGUUUAUCACAGGACUCUGAGAGAGUGAUGAUAAUCACUGGACCAAACAUGGGUGGGAAGAGCUCCUACAUAAAACAGGUCGCUCUGGUGGCUAUCAUGGCUCAGAUCGGGUCCUAUGUUCCUGCAGAGGAAGCAACAAUUGGGAUUGUGGACGCCAUUUUCACAAGGAUGGGUGCUGCAGACAAUAUAUACCAAGGUCGGAGCACUUUCAUGGAAGAACUCACGGACACAGCGGAAAUAAUCCGGAAAGCGACACCCCAGUCCCUGGUUAUCCUGGACGAGCUGGGAAGAGGGACGAGCACCCACGAUGGCAUCGCCAUCGCCUAUGCUACGCUGGAGCAUUUUAUCAGAGACGUGAAAUCCUUAACCCUGUUCGUCACCCACUAUCCACCAGUUUGUGAACUAGAAAAAUGUUACCCGGAGCAGGUGGGGAAUUACCACAUGGGAUUCUUGGUCAAUGAGGAUGAAAGCCAGCAGGAGUCAGCUAUCAAAAGAGGCAAGUUCAGAAGUGACUUGAUCAGGCCUGCUGCGUGAACUUGAUGAACUCGGAGGAUAAAUGCCCUUGCUGCCAAGCUGAUGCUGAGCUCAUCUCCGAAACCCACACUGAGGAGGGAAGACCUGACUUCCCAAAGUUGUCCUCUGGCAAGCACACCCUCUGGGCCAUGCAUGCACUGUCCCCACAGCAAAAGAAAUAAGUGUAAAGAAAGAAAAACAACUUGGAAAUUAUUUGAUCAGAACACAUCUCUUUAAUAUCAUUCUCAUUGAGAAAUUUGGCCUUAAAAUAGGUUUUGCUAAUUUUCUUUAUAAUAGAAACAUGGAUUAUUAUAUUCAUAGAUUCUGACAGUGAUUAGUUUUCAAAAUAUCCCCUAAUAAAGGGUGUAGCUUGCAAGAGAAGAACUCACUGAGAACCUUUGUGGUGAGGAUCUAGAACAGUGGGCUGUUUUUAUUCCUGUCUCCUCCCACCUGCCUCCUUCUGCCUCCAUAUCUCCCUCAUAGACAUGCACACAUGCAUGCCGCCCACCAAGAAGGUACAGGCUUGAGGCAAAAUCUAACAACAAAAAGAGACCCCUGGGGAGAGUGAUCAUGUUCUUUACCUUGAAGGCAUGAGAACAACCCUAAAGUGGAGACCAGCAUAUGGUGCUAGGUUCAGCCACUGUUUGUACUAACAUAUGAUAAUAAUGUGUUCAAGGUUCAGGGUAUUAUAAUACAUUAUGUAAAUAAACUGUAGUGUAUAGCUAUAUUAUGCUUAAAAAGCAUUGUAGAAAACAUGCACAAAGAAGAUAUGGAUGUAUAGUCCCAGGUCCUGAGGAGGCUGAGGCACAGGAUCACUUGAGCCCAAAGUUUGUGGUGACCCAGGUAAUACAGUGAAGCCUGUCUUAAAAAAUAAAAAGGAUAAACAGAACCAUUGUUUCAGCCAUCCCUACUGUUUAUAUAUAGCAUAUACGUAUCUGUAUAUCAUAUGUAGCUCCGACAUAUGCUAUGUAUUAUAUGCAAAGGGAAAAAAUACCAACUCUUGGAAAAUGUAUCCACAAACCCAUUUCUAAGAAAGGAGGGUUGCACUACAUACCAGGCUGUCUUUGGAUAAUGCUGGCCAGCAGCAUGCUUGGACAGAUGGGAGGACAGACAGAUGAAUGAAUUUUGUCUUGCUUAAGAAAGACCAGCAUGGAAGCUAGAUUAGCCUGGAAAGAGCCAGGACUAUUUUUUGUCUUAAGGUUUGCAUUUUUGAUGGCUACUGCUGUUCACUUGCCUCUUCAUCUUGUGCUCAUGGAAGAGUAACAAAAAGCUAUUGGCGUUUGCAGACUCCGACCUUCCCUAAUCCGCGCUCACCCACUUGUCACCCUUCUUUGUAUCCCUCUUUCAUUUGGAGGUAGAAGGUAUUCUUAGUGCUUGGUAAUAACGUCUGCGGCAUUCUUCUCCCCUCCUACUUGUAGCAAACACCCCGAGAAAGCUAUUAUUUUCUGCUACUGGAUUCUCAUCGGAGGUGAAUUCUAUUGUCUCCUUUUACUUUUGUGUUCAGUCUCUUGGCUUUUGUCAUCGGUAACUGAUUAUCAAAGCAUACCCCACUUGACAAAGAAGCCAAGGCUCUUGGUGAAUUUACCGCAUGUGCUAGGGUCACAGAAACCAUGAAGAUCUGGCCCGUCUAGGACCAGAUGUGACUCGAUGGUGAGUUUUUGUUUUAAAGCUGUGGGGUCCUGUAGUGCUUUUGUUUCUGAAAGAGCUAUGGAGCUCUGUACCUGAGCUUUCCUAGGUCUUUAAACUUUCAAAUUCGUGUGUGUGUGUGUGUGUGUGUGUGUGUGUGUGUGUGUGUGUGUGUGUGUGUAAGAGUUUGGAGGCUGGAAUGGUCCUUCAGAAUUACCUCAACUGGAAAUUAAAGAGGGUGAGGCCUCUAUAUCCUUUAUUAUAUAUUACUAUUAGCUUACAGUAAUUU